AUGGCAGACGAGCCUCUUGCGGAGGCGCUGGAGGCAUGGCCCUGGAAGAAUCCUCAGGGAAUCCUCGUGUCGCCCAUGGAUAAACGCCACUAUCGAUGGCUGCUCUUGCCCAACGGUCUGCAGGUGAUGGUCAUCAGCGACCCGAACGCCAACAAAGCUGCAGCGGCGAUGUCGGUGGACGUAGGAGCAGCAUCGGACCCGGUGGGCCUUCCUGGCCUAGCGCACUUCCUCGAACACAUGCUUUUUCUCGGUACAUCCAAGUACCCCGUUGAAAACGCGUACAAGUCGUACCUGGCGAAGCAUGGGGGGAGGUCGAACGCGUCGACUGCCAUGGACGUGACCACCUUCAAGUUCGAGGUCGGCUCGGACCACCUUAGAGGCGCGUUGGACAUCUUCUCCCAGUUCUUUGUGUCGCCCCUUUUCACGGAGAGUAGCACCGGAAGAGAGCUGCUGGCGGUAGAUAGCGAAGAUAGCAAGAACAGGACCAACGACAGCCGGAGGAUGCUUCAGUAGGAAGGAACGAUUGGCCAUCGGUGAUCGGUUCUGUGGGAACAAUGCUCCGUCCUCUCGAGGACGCGUGGUCAAUGGUCUAACCGCUAAGGCAUGCAAAACAUAAGAGUCACGCCCCCCC
Messenger RNA from Ectocarpus siliculosus, 631 nucleotides. NCBI's taxonomy places the organism in Eukaryota, Phaeophyceae, Ectocarpales, Ectocarpaceae. The record is from the annotation of a GenBank genome assembly.